AUGUCGCUCUCCUACUCCCUCACCUACUCCUAUGCAGGAGACGCCUUGAUCAAUGGGUUCAACUUCUUCAACGAGACCGACCCCAGCUCGGGUUUCGUGGCAUACCAAAGCAGGGAGGCUGCUUAUGAGCAGGGGUUGUACUCCGUUGACCCCGUCAGCGAUGUUGUCACCCUGAGGGUGGACACCACCAACACUUAUGCUACCGAUGGUAGCGACGGCUACAGGCCGUCUAUUCGCAUCGAGAGCAAGGAGGCUUUCAACCACGGUCUGAUCAUUGGUGACUUUGCCCACAUGCCUGGAUCCGUCUGCGGCUCAUGGCCCGCAUUCUGGAUGUACGGCCCCGACUGGCCAGAAUCGGGUGAGAUUGACAUCAUCGAGGGUGCCAACACCGCUGUAGAGAACCUCAUGUCUGGCCACACCGCGUCGGGUUGCACACUGCCCAGCACUGGAGGCUACACUGGCACCCAAGGAAACACAGACUGCACCAGUCCUGGCGAUAAUGGCAACAUCGGGUGCAACUACACCCCGCCCGACUCCGAUACCUCGACUUAUGGUGAUACUUUCAACGCCGUCGGCGGUGGCAUCUAUGCCGUCGAGUGGACCUCAGACGCGAUCAAGAUCUGGCACUUCCCCAGAACUGCCAUUCCCACUGAUAUCACUUCCAAGACUCCUGACCCGACCGCCUGGGGUGAGCCGCAGUCUAUCUUCGGUGGCUCAAGCUGCGAUGUCGACACUUUCUUCAACGACAUGAGCAUUGUCAUCAACAUGGACCUCUGCGGUGCGUAUGCUGCCAACGUCUGGGGUGUCACCGAUACUUGCGACUCGAACGCUGCUACCUGCAAUGAAUGGGUUGCUCAGAACCCUUCUGCCUUGGAGAACGUGUACUGGGAGAUCAACUCCAUCGAUGUCUACCAGAAGCCCGAGAUCGUGUCUAGCAGCUCGAGCGCCGCCUCGCUUGGAUUCCCCUCAAGAACCGUCACACUCUCUGGCAUCUUUGGCAACUCUUCCACUGUCGCGCCCGCCAGCACUGGCCUCCCGACCGCUGCUACCACGGCCGAUGCUACCACGACCCCGGCUGGUGUAUCUGUCUCGUCCACCAACACCGCUGUCAUUCCCUCGUCUACUGCUGGCCUUAAUGAUCCUGCUGCUAUUGGCGACUUCACCUUCUUGGGAUGCUUCGGUUCCAACUCCAGCUAUCCGACCUUCAACAUUGCCGGCAGUGAUGCUGCCAUGACUCCCGAGGUCUGCGUCGGUCUCUGCGCCUCGAACAAGUACGCUGGUGUCUACGACACAUCCUGCUACUGCGCCGACGACCUUGAUGCCCUGACCCAAGCCAUCCCUGACACGGACCAGUGCGACGUCCCUUGCCCGGGUGAUGCUUCCGAGUCCUGCGGUGGUCUUGCUCCUUGGGCAGUGAACGGCACCAGCCUUGCCAGCAGAUCUCUCAGCUCUUUCUCGCGUCUGCACCGUCGUGCUGCCCCUGCCCAGAUCCUGCUCACCAUGUAUGCCAAUCUUGCCGUCAUCCCGGACCCGCCGGCGGCUCCUGGCAUGGGUGGCGGCGCUGACGCUGUUGUCACCGCUCACGUCACCAGCACUGUCGUCUCUACCAUCACCUCCACGGUCACCUACGUGUCCGUGUGCUCCACCAACCCGGCCAUCCUGGUCACCCUGGAGUACUGCACCACGUGGACCGUGACUGGCUGCGGCUGCGCCCACGACACGACGCCUGCCGUUGCCAUGAGCACGAUGGUUGCCGCCUGCGACGCUUGCGGUGCUUCUGGCGAGUCCAGCGUCACAUUGACCGUCCCUGCCGCUGUGUGCACCACCGCUGCUGUCACGACUGCCGCUGUCACAAUCCCCGUCGUACCGGCCUCGCCGACCGGCGGUAACACCACCGUACCAGUCCCGACCGCAACCGGUCUCGUCGUCGUCGCGGCGGCUGGACCCGGCGUCAUCGGCAUGGCCAAGGAGUUCGUCAGCGUCGCCGCCAUUGGCUCGCUGACACUGGCUUUGGCUCUGGUCCUGUAA
This is a messenger RNA of Phaeoacremonium minimum UCRPA7, 2028 nucleotides long. Its product is annotated as putative endo- -beta- protein. Gene Ontology annotation, molecular function: hydrolase activity, hydrolyzing O-glycosyl compounds. Gene Ontology annotation, biological process: glucan catabolic process. The coding region runs from base 1 to 2028 and encodes 675 amino acids. The transcript is spliced from 4 exons. The record is from RefSeq and is a predicted model, not a curated record. NCBI's taxonomy places the organism in Eukaryota, Fungi, Ascomycota, Sordariomycetes, Togniniales, Togniniaceae.